AGCCCUGCGCUGGGGCGCACCGUCCCCUUCGCAGCUGGGACGAGUCGAACUCCAGGCAGGAGACGUCGCUCCCUAGCCUCGUCCCUCCCUUCCCUUUCCCUGCCCCUUCCCCCACCCCCGGCUCGGGCUCGCGCGGCAGCCACUGGAACCCCCCCGCCCCCCGAGCCCUGUGCCAGGUACCUGAGCUGGGGGCAUGGAGAACUCCUCAGCAGCAUCAGCCUCCUCCGGGGCCGGGAGCAACCGCUCCCAAGAAAUUGAGGAGCUGGAGCGCUUUAUCGACAGCUAUGUAUUGGAGUACCAGGUGCAGGGGCUGCUGGUCCAUAAGGCUGAGGGUGACGGCGAGAGCGAGAAGACACAGUCCCCCAUCUCCCAGUGGACAGCGGAUUGCAGCGAGCAGCUGGACAGCAGCUGUUCCUUCUCCCGAGGGCGAGCACCACCACAACAGAACGGCAGCAAAGACCACUCCCUGGACAUGCUGGGCACUGACAUCUGGGCCGCCAACACUUUCGACUCCUUCAGUGGUGCCACCUGGGACCUGCAGCCUGAAAAGCUGGACUUCACUCAGUUCCAGAGAAAGCUCAGACAUGCGCCUAAGCAGCCGGUGCCACAUAUCGACCGCGAAGGGUGUGGAAAAGGGAAGCUGGCGGAUGGGGAUGGCAUCAACCUGAAUGACAUUGAGAAAGUCCUCCCGGCCUGGCAGGGCUACCACCCAAUGCCCCAUGAAGUGGAGAUUGCGCAUACCAAGAAGCUGUUCCGGAGGCGGAGGAACGAUCGGAGACGGCAGCAGAGGCCACCCGGUGCGAACAAACCCCAGCAACAUGGUGAGCACCAGCCGGGCAGCACCAAACACAACAGGGAUCACCAGAAAUCCUACCAGGGGGGCUCGGCACCCCACGCGUCAGGGAGGCCCACGCACCACGGCUACAGCCAGAACCGGCGCUGGCAUCACAACAACUCCAAGCACUCACCAGGAGACAAGGGGGAAGCAGGCACCCACCGCAAUGCCAAAGACACCAUGGCCCUGGAGAACCCCAGACUCGAGGACAGCCCGGGAGAUGCAGAGCUUCCCCCCGGCCCGGAUGGCCCCAGCCCAGCGGCCCCUGGUGGGCUGCCUGCGCAGCAGCCAGGGACACCAGAGGUGGAAAGCAAGCGGAAAGACAGUACUGUCCCUGAGCGCGUUGGGGAGCGGCCCAGAGUCAACCUGCUCCAGUCUUCCAAAGACAGGCUGCGGCGCAGGCUGAAGGAAAAGGCACCGGACGAAGUUACGGUAGAGACGCCCUGCCCUCAGCCAAACAAGAUGGACAAAUUGAUGGAGAUCCUUAACAGCAUGCGCAACAACAGUUGUGACGUGGACGCCAAGCUCACGUCCUUCAUGGAGGAGGCCCAGAACUCAGCCAACUCGGAGGAGAUGCUAGGAGAGAUCGUGCGGACCAUCUACCAGAAGGCCGUGUCCGAUCGCAGCUUCGCCUUCACAGCCGCCAAGCUCUGCGACAAGAUGGCACUCUUCAUGGUGGAAGGGACCAAGUUCCGGAGCCUGCUCCUCAACAUGCUACAGAAGGACUUCACGGUACGUGAAGAGCUGCAGCAACAAGACGUGGAGCGCUGGCUGGGCUUCAUCACAUUCCUGUGCGAGGUGUUUGGUACCAUGCGCAGCAGCACGGGCGAGCCCUUCCGUGUGCUCGUGUGCCCCAUCUACACCUGCCUCAGGGAGCUCUUGCAGUCUCAGGAUGUGAAGGAAGAUGCUGUUCUUUGCUGUUCAAUGGAGCUGCAGAGCACUGGCCGGCUGCUGGAGGAGCAGCUCCCAGAGAUGAUGGCCGAGCUCCUGGCCAGCGCCCGGGACAAGAUGCUGUGCCCCUCUGAGUCAAUGCUGACGCGCUCGCUGCUCUUGGAGGUCAUCGAACUGCACGCCAACAGCUGGAACCCUCUGACGCCCCCCAUCACGCAGUACUACAACAGAACCAUCCAGAAACUGACAGCCUGACAGCCGGGGUGGGGUGGGGCCUGGCGGGUAUCCCGCGGGCAGCUGGGGCCCUGGUGUGCUGGGCCAGAUGGACAGGCAGGAGGACUGGAGUGGCCCUGGCGGGAGCAAGCAAUAAGAAAGAAGGCAGGCAGAGCAGGGAGGGAGCGCGGGGAACACGGGAUGCAAUCCU
Molecule: messenger RNA, 2150 nt
Organism: Ochotona curzoniae (black-lipped pika)
Lineage: Eukaryota; Metazoa; Chordata; Mammalia; Lagomorpha; Ochotonidae
Gene: CTIF
Product: cap binding complex dependent translation initiation factor
Exons: 12
Coding region: 194-1981 (595 amino acids)
Biological process (GO): regulation of translational initiation
Cellular component (GO): cytosol
Molecular function (GO): translation activator activity; RNA binding; protein binding
Source: RefSeq, a predicted model, not a curated record